This is a messenger RNA of Oncorhynchus mykiss (rainbow trout), 2591 nucleotides long. Lineage: Eukaryota; Metazoa; Chordata; Actinopteri; Salmoniformes; Salmonidae. The record is from RefSeq and is a predicted model, not a curated record.
ACAAUCUCGAACAAUUUUGGACGAACUCGACCACCGUACUCGAUACCCUUUCCCCUCUAUCUCACUAUGGUGUUUUUUUUUCUUUCUAACUUUUAGUUACUAUAGCUAAGUUUGUACCUUCAUUUUGCAGUGCCUUUACACAGACAGUCAUUAUAUAUAUAUUUUUCGUUUUCCAUCAUGUUCACGACCACCGGUUCCCGAGGGCUCGAUAAGGCCCCCCUGUCUAAAGGUCUCCUCCUGGUCCUCAGUGGUCUGACUGUCGUGCUAAACCUCCUGCCACAGUACAAUCACCUGUUCACCUACAGCCUGCAGGCCAUCACGCUGCAGCACCAGGUAUGGCGGUUAGUGUGUGGCAGACUGAUCUGUCUGGACCUAAAGGACACCUUCUGCAACAGUCUGCUCAUCUACAACUUCCGCAUCUUGGAGAGACGGUUCGGCAGCAGAAAAUUUGCUUCCUUCCUGUUUGGGACGUGGGUGCUCACUGCACUGGUGGACUUCCUGCUGUCCGAAGCGUUUCACUACCUGUUUGACUACCAGGUGUCUGAGCUGCCUGCCGGACUGCUAGGCCCAUUGUUCAGCCUGUUUGUACCUUUCUACUCCUCCAUCCCCAAGGUUCCAGUCACUCAACUCCUUGGUCAGAUCUCCAUAACUAACAAGUCCCUGGUUUACAUUGUAGGCCUGCAGCUCCUGACCUCCAGUCCGUUCAUGUGGCUCGUUGCUCUCAGUGGACUGGUCUCUGGGAAGCUGUACCACGGAAAUGCUCUGGGGGUGCAGCGGCUGCUCUUCGUGCCCCGGUGGCUGUCCCGUGUAGGGGCCUUCGUCCUGGAGCCCCUGUUCUCUGGGCCCCCGCCCCCCAAUGAACCCCCCCUGGGUAUGGGGGCUACUCUGGACAUCCAGAGACAGCAGAGGAUGGAUCUGCAUGAUCAACAGAUGCUGCUGGCCCAGUUCCAUCAGGCCAGGAGGAACCACAGACCACCACAGAAUGGCCUAAUGAACUGGAACAGAUUUUUCCCAUCGCUGAGACACAGAGGACAGAACCUUCCCCCAGAGCUGCAGCCACACCCCUCUCCACAGCAGCUCCACCCCACAGCUCCACCACUGCUGGAGCCCACAGCUCCUCCACUGCUGGAGCCCACAGCUCCUCCCUUGGUCAACACUCCUGUAGCUGAAGAACAGGUGAGCACUGUUGCCAGAUUGAUGGAGAUGGGCUUCUCCAGAAUAGAUGCUCAGGAUGCCCUCAGAGCAUCCAACAACGACAUCAACGUGGCAACCAACUUUCUACUGCAGCAUUUAGGGUAGGGAGGAGUUUGAAAGAUGUAGAACCUGAGAGAGAAAAACAACAGAAUGAAGUGUGGGUCUGAUCCAGUGAGCAGGGUCCUGGGGGUUUGAGGCCAGGGUGACCGGCCUGCUCUGGAGCUCCAGAGGACUACACAGAGAAUAACUCAACACAGACUACACAAUUACUAUGAGGAAAGGAGAGGAGGAGGACAGUAAUGCUGCUGCUGUCCACCGUGCUUCCUGAAGGGUGAAGAGGGCUGUCCACAGUGCUUCCUGGUAGUGGGUGCUCAGCCCUGUUCCAGAUAGUUUGGAUACUCUGUCCUGUCACCUUGCUGCUGAGGGACAGAGGAGGAUCAGAAGGCUGCUAUUCUCAGGGCUUGUUGCAUCUAGUGUCUUCUCUAUACUCUAGCAUUACCGUGGUUCAUUACGGCUUCCUCCACCUCACACACACCUUCGCCCAGAAAACACACACAUUCGCCAGUCCCUAAAGGUUUUCUUUUGUGUCAUUUGUCCAUGGACCGUGAUUACAGGAGUUUGUUUGCUUGACUUCUGCAGAAUUAAUGUACAAUUCCUCAGAAUUAAUCUAAAAUCUUAAAGGGGUUUGAAAUGAGGAGAAUAUACUAAAUUAUGGAAACUGUCAAUCUUGUAUACUCAAUGAAAAACGUCUGCACAUGUACUACUUAGUGGAUGGCUUGUAUGUUUAGCUGCUCAGUGGCUACAUUCUGGUUAACUACACUAUGGAAUAAAAUCAUGAUGACAAGAUAUUAAUUAUUUAAACUGUUUCACUAGUUUUUCACAAAAUCAUUGAGGAUUUAACACUUAUUUAUAUAAUUUUUUAUUUACUUUUUGUUUUAUGUGACUGACUGUAUAAACGGGGGUGUGCUUGUUGUUCGGUUAACCUAUGCCUGUGUGUGGUGUCAUUAUGCUACAGAUUACAAAUGAUUAACAAUUUAACAAACUGCUUCCAACCACUGAAAUAUAUAUGCAAUGUGCUCUGCUGUGGUAACCGUGCUGCCCAUACAUCGUUACAACAGUAUAAUGGCCUAAUGAAUAAACCUACCUCUCACCUUCAGAUGAUUUUCUGCUUUAAUUCACAGCAUUACUCGUGUUUAUUAUGCUUUGGGAUGACUGUGACAAACAUGGCGAAUAAUAGUUCCCGUUUUGAGAGAAAUAUUAGUUUUACACUGCCAUCUCCAGGUCGUUGUUGGAAUAGGCACUUUCUGCCAGAGACGAAAUUGUAAGGUGCUCUGAAUGUUGCUGUUUGAUUCUCAGCGGAAUUAGAAAUCAUGACAAUAAACCCGUUUUUAAUUCUA